UAUGCGGCAUCUGACCUGAUUUGCGUCUUAAACUCGCUCUUGGGAUCGUAUCGAAACCUUCCCCGACGUUGGAUCGGGACAUUAAAUUGGCGUCCCGGAGAGGAUCCCUGGAGAGGAGAGUGCUGUCCUGUUCCCCACAUAACGUGAGACCUCUCAGGAACAUGAGGGGGCGAGCUUGGCUUGUGUUUGUUUAAAAACCUACGUGCUGCCUUCCGAGACGAGCGCUUCCCCGCUUUAGACGCGAUGAGCGACAGUAAAACUGCCCAUGCGGAGCAAAAAGUUUUGUUUGAUUUUUUAGAAAAAUAUAAAGCGCGACCCUCUGUGCCCCGGGUAGACUGGGCUCGGGAAAACUGGUAUAACCUGCAGAGCGUUGUUGAUCGGGUGGUGGCUUUACAGCAAGUCUCUGGAGUGAGGUCAGGGAAAGGAAAAGCCGUUGUCUGCGCCGUUCUCGGUGCCAGCCUGGCCGCAGCGGUAGAGGCGAGGGAUCGCCGCCUCGCUGCAGAAUCUCAGCUCACUGAAUCCCUCCAAAACCUCGCUCGGUCCCUGCAGGGGCAAGUGGCGGAAUUAAAAGAACAGCUCGAAGCAGAAAAGAACGAAGUGAAACGUUUGCAGACUGCUCUUAAGGAGCGGCUCCUUGCGGAUGCUGUCCGCGAGGAAUUUCCCCCAAAAUCAGAAAUCGGCUACCCCCUUUACGACCUGCAGGCAGCGAAAGAGAGAGUAGAGAAGCUAGAACCGCCUUCGUCGCAACCCUUAGUCAAGACUGGGUAUAUUUACGAUGAUGAGCAGGACCAGUCCCCCCAAGUUACAACUAAAGAGGUCCCCUAUACCACCACCGAGUUGGCGAAACUAAAAAAGGAAUUUAGCUGAACCCCCAAGGAGUCAGAAACGGAGUAUGUGUGGAGAGUAUCGUUGUCGGGGGGGGACCACGUUCCAUUAAGUGAAAAGGAGGCAGAAGGGUAUUGGGGACCAGGAGUGGUUUUAACUACUGGGAACCACCGUGCCCCCUGGUCUUUAACCCAACGGGCAGCCUACUGGGUGGGGGGGUUGAACCCCUUGGAGAGGGGGGAUCCCCUCACGAUUACGGGCACUGUUGAUCAAUUAGUGGAGAGUGUGCAGAAGGCGGCUUGUCUGCAAAUGAUGUAUGAUCGAAAAUUAGAGCCUGGACAGGAGUCCCCGAUGAUGAUGCUGGUAGAUCCCGAGCGAAUGACUCCCCUUAUAAGGGGGCUCCCCGAUUCUUUGAGGCCCGUUGGUAUACAAUUACAAGGAAGGAUACAGGCGAUGCCCCAGGUUGAGAGAGUUGCAGCUGCUUUAGAAAGACUCACGCCCGAUGGGCACCAUCAACCCCCAGGUAGGAAAAUGUGGACUUGGGGAGAAGUGGCCCAGGAAUUGAUUAAUUACAGGCGCAAUUAUGUUCCCGUUAACCUUCCAGCCACCAAAACGGACUCCAGGGGCUUGAGGCAAACAGAAGUAAAAGCAGUUCCGCGCCCUGGGAGUGACAAGAGAACACCCCUCACCAAACGGCUGAGAGGGAGAGACAUCCCGAACAAACGUAAUAGACUGUGGGCAGAGGGACGGCAGAAGGGGAUCCCGCGUGACAUAAUGGACGGGCUGCCAACAGACAAAUUAGAAAAGUUGGUUACAGGGUGGCAGACCCACUCUCCUUUUAACUCCCCGGUGUGGCCAGUACAAAAACCUAAUGGCAAGUGGAGAUUGACUAUAGAUUAUUGCAGACUUAAUGCAAAUACUGGUCCUUUGACAGCAGCGGUACCUAAUAUUGCUGAGCUUGUAACCACAACCCAGGAACGAGCCCACCCGAUUAUGGCAACAGUGGAUGUUAAAGAUACAGUUUUUAUGGUUCCUCUGCAACCAGAGGACCAAGACCGCUUUACAUUCACUUGGGAGGGUCAGCAAUUUACUUUCACCCAACUCCCACAAGGAUAUAAGCAUUCCCCCACUCUAGCCCAUCAUGCGUUAGCGCAGGAGCUAGAAGUAGUUCAGACAGAGAAGGAGGUCAGUGUUUACCAAGAUAUCGACGACAUUCUUGUGGGAGGGGAUGAGACAGAAAAAGUUCAGAUAACUCAGGAUAAUAUAAUUUCCCACUUAUAAAGCUUGGGGCUGAGAAUUCCACCAGAGAAAAUACAAACACCGAUGA
Molecule: messenger RNA, 2152 nt
Organism: Haliaeetus leucocephalus (bald eagle)
Lineage: Eukaryota; Metazoa; Chordata; Aves; Accipitriformes; Accipitridae
Exons: 1
Source: RefSeq, a predicted model, not a curated record